Messenger RNA from Candoia aspera, 424 nucleotides. RefSeq names its product ribosomal protein L34 (gene RPL34). NCBI's taxonomy places the organism in Eukaryota, Metazoa, Chordata, Lepidosauria, Squamata, Candoiidae. Gene Ontology annotation, cellular component: ribosome; cytosolic large ribosomal subunit. The record is from RefSeq and is a predicted model, not a curated record. Bases 29 to 382 code for a protein of 117 amino acids. The transcript is spliced from 5 exons. Gene Ontology annotation, biological process: translation. Gene Ontology annotation, molecular function: structural constituent of ribosome.
GUGCAAGCGCCAGCUUAAGGCACUAAAAAUGGUCCAGCGUCUGACAUACCGGCGUAGGCUGUCCUACAAUACAGCCUCUAACAAGACCAGGCUGUCCAGGACACCUGGUAAUAGGAUUGUGUAUCUUUAUACUAAGAAAGUUGGCAAGGCACCAAAGUCUGCAUGUGGUGUAUGCCCAGGAAGACUUCGUGGUGUCCGCGCUGUUCGUCCAAAAGUUCUUAUGAGACUUUCCAAAACAAAGAAGCAUGUUAGUAGAGCCUAUGGAGGUUCAAUGUGUGCUAAAUGUGUUCGUGACAGAAUCAAGCGAGCAUUCCUUAUUGAGGAACAGAAGAUUGUCGUCAAAGUACUGAAGGCACAAGCACAGAGUCAAAAAUCAAAGUGAUUAUUUGUAUUGUCUGCUCAAUAAAUGAAGAUUUAAAUUUUC